UUUUUUUUUAAACUUGCUAUAUCUCAUUGAAUUUAUAUGUACCGAAUUGCUUCUCGUGCUCCUUUAUUGCGUUCAUCAUUCAACAUUGCUGCAGUUAAAUCCCUUCCUGCUCGACCACCAUGUCUGACUCCUAGACAUUUCAGUACUCAACAUCAACAAGUGAAGUCUCGCUUGCCUUUCAAGUCAAUUUCCGCUAGUGUUCUUUUGACUUCUGCCAUGUACAUGUACUCUCAAGGCAUUGCUCAAGCUGAAGCUGCUACUGCUGCUGCUACCACUGGUACAUCUACGCCUGCCAUCACUUUAUCUGAAUUACAAGACAAGACGAACCGUAUCGCCGUUGAAGCCAAGAGCACUGAAGAAUUAGCCAUGGCUCUUUUCGUCUAUCGUCUCUGUGCCUUGCCCUGGCUCGUAGAUGCUGCUCCUUAUCUUAUCGCUGCAUCUGAAAAACUUCAUCUACAAGCACCCGUCUAUUGGUUCGUCAAACAAACUUUUUUCCGUCAUUUCUGUGGUGGUGAGACCCCUGAGGAAUGUGUCUCGAGUAUGGAUAAGCUUGCUGAAUCGGGUAUCAAUUGUAUUCUUGAUUUGUCAAUUGAAGCUGAUUUACAUCUGGACAACCAAGCACCUCAAGAAGGUCAGUCCAAGUACUUUCGUGAUGAACAACAGGCAGAUAUUGUCACCAAGAUGAUCAAGGCUUCUAUUGAAACCGCCGCUCAAGGUGCUAAAAACAAUGCGAUGGUGGCCGUCAAGGUUACUGCCUUCUCGCCUCCUGAGCUCUUGUUGCGCUUAAACCAAAGCAUGGCUGCUUUAGAUCAAAGCUUUUUAGAACUUCAAAACAAUGGUCAUAUUAAUGCUCAAGGUGUUCGUCAAGUGAUUGACAAGAUUGUGCCUAUGGCUGAAUCUCAAGAACAACAAAAGCAACGUGAGUCUAUCAUUGCUCAUUUAGAAAGCAAGCAAGCUACUUUGGACAUCAUUGAGUUCAGAAAACUGUUCAAUUUGCAAGGUCCUGGUCGUGAUGUCUGGUGGAAGACUACUUCUAAUGAUGCCAAGAGUAUCUUAUUAACUGCUGAAGACCUUGAAGCUUAUGAUCGUAUGAUUGCUCGCUUAGAACAAGUGGCUGGCUUAGCUAAAGAAUUAAAGGUCGGUGUCAUGGUAGAUGCUGAACAAUCUUACUUCCAAGAUGCUAUUGACCAUGUUGCUGUCAAUCUUCAACGUAAAUACAAUGCUCGCACUGAAAACCAAAGUCAACAACCUACUAUUUACAACACUUAUCAAAUGUAUACCAAAUCAGCUCGUGGUAGACUUGAAUUAGAUGUUGAAUUGUCUAUGCGCGAAGACUUCACUUUUGCUGCCAAGUUGGUUCGUGGUGCUUACAUGGUCUCUGAACGUAAGCGCGCUGAAGACAUGGGCUACACUUCACCCAUUUGUGACACUUUAGAAGACACACAUGCUUCUUACAAUGGUGGUGUUAAAUUCCUUUUAAACAAACUCAAGGAACAUCAAGAAACGACAGGUGAAACUGUAAAUAUCACCAAUUCACCCAUUGUUUUCAUGGUAGCCAGUCAUAACCGUGAUAGUAUUAUGUUGACCAUUGAAGAAAUGGAAAAGAACAGUGUGAUGCCUCGCUCUGGUGUUGUCUUGUUCGGCCAAUUGUUUGGUAUGCAAGAUCAGAUUUCUUAUACUUUGGGUCGUCAUGGUUACGCCAUUUACAAGUAUUUGCCCUACGGUAUGAUUGAUGAGGUUAUUCCUUAUUUGCUUCGUCGUGCUCAAGAAAACUCUUCUGUCUUGGGUGGUGUUGCUGUUGAACGUCAAUUGAUGUGGCAAGAAGUCAAGGAUCGUCUCACUGGUAAGGCUGUUUCUCCUGAUGUUUCCAUCACUACUGGUACUGCCACUUCUGCUUAAAUCUCUGUAUAUUAUUAUAUCCUUUCCUGUAUCAUAGUAUAUUUCAAAAAACUGUAAUUUUAUUUCUCAACCCUCCCCCUCCCCCCCCCUUUUAGAUGAUAAAAAUAAAAAUAAAAAAAAAUCAUUCAACAUUA
Gilbertella persicaria is the source of this 2033-nucleotide messenger RNA. Its product is annotated as FAD-linked oxidoreductase-like protein. Bases 37 to 1899 code for a protein of 620 amino acids. Gene Ontology annotation, molecular function: proline dehydrogenase activity; FAD binding. The transcript is spliced from 2 exons. NCBI's taxonomy places the organism in Eukaryota, Fungi, Mucoromycota, Mucoromycetes, Mucorales, Choanephoraceae. Gene Ontology annotation, cellular component: mitochondrion. The record is from RefSeq and is a predicted model, not a curated record.